AUGGCCGCCAAAGCCAUUACACGAGCUGCAGCGUUGACAAGAGUGGCUGGCCAGUCAGGUCGCAAAUACGUUGUUGAAAAACUGCUUCAGUCCGGAAGCGUGGGCCUCUCUAAGAUGUACUUGCAAUGUAUCGCCGGCAUGACGAAAAUGAUGAUUCUUUCCCACGACACAGACGAUGAGAAAGAUAUUGAAGCACUCACAUUCAAUGUUCCCCAACGACAGAUCUCGUUCUUUGCCGAUGAAGGUAUCUUCUCAAUUAUUAAGUGUCUAGAUGAGAAAGAGAACCCUUGGGCGUUUUCCUUCUUCACUAUAGUCAAAAGCUUCAGCAAGGACAGCCUGAGACGGCCAUUCAGAAAUUGCCUGUUUAACGAGCCUCUCGAUGAUGAGUUCGUAGAUAUCACCGAACGCAUGAUGAGAAUGGACCCUAGACUACGAAUUACGGCUGAAGAGGCGCUGGCACAUCCAUGGUUCGAUGACGUUGUGUGA
Pyrenophora tritici-repentis Pt-1C-BFP is the source of this 486-nucleotide messenger RNA. Its product is annotated as calcium-calmodulin dependent protein kinase. NCBI's taxonomy places the organism in Eukaryota, Fungi, Ascomycota, Dothideomycetes, Pleosporales, Pleosporaceae. The record is from RefSeq and is a predicted model, not a curated record.